UGCAUGCAAUGUUUUCCCAGAAAAUCUACAUGCACACGUCAGUUGACAACAUCAAUGUUGACAGUAAAGGAGACUUGUGGCUGGGAUGUCAGUACCUUCUCCAUAAAUUUGAUCUACUGACUGGAGAUAGGUGGACGGGAACCACUCAGGUCUUAUGGGUGCGCUUCGAUGCAGAACUGAACCCCGAGAUCCGAGAGGUGCUCGCCGACGACGGCACGCUGCUCAAAGGCUCCAGUGUGGCCAGUGUCUACGGUCAGAAAAUGCUGGUCGGAACAGUUGGCAAUCAGAUGAUGAUGUGUGAUCUCCUUGCGUUCUAG
This is a messenger RNA of Acanthaster planci (crown-of-thorns starfish), 317 nucleotides long. RefSeq names its product serum paraoxonase/arylesterase 1-like. Lineage: Eukaryota; Metazoa; Echinodermata; Asteroidea; Valvatida; Acanthasteridae. The record is from RefSeq and is a predicted model, not a curated record. Gene Ontology annotation, molecular function: arylesterase activity.